AUGAGUGGAUAUGACCAAUAAUAGAAGCUUAAUGCAGCUUUAAUUACCUUAAAAAAUAGUAAAGAUGAAUAUAAUAAAGUAAAAUCUAGUUCUGAUUACUAUUAUAUAACUAAAAGUUAUACUGAACUAGUUCCACUAGGUCAUGAUAAUACCUAGUGCUUAUUGCCAGCAUGCUCUUCAAUAGUUUGUCAUGAAGGCUGUAGUGUGGGAGAUGAUAAAAAAAAUUGCUGUUGCAUGGAGGAAAGAGAUGGAAGUUGGUAUUGUACAGUAUGCAACCAUGAAUACACCUAACAUAAUAAUUAGACACAUAGGUAAGUAACUAGAGAAGUUAAGGAGUAAGUGAAAAAAGAUAAAGCUUAAUAGUUGAAAUAAUUAGAAUAAGAAAUUUAAUAAAAUUUAAAAAAAGUAGAAUAAUUAAAAGCAUAAUUACCAAAUCCUAUAACCUUCUUAAAUAUAAAUAAAUAAAAUAAGAAUGAUUUAGAGUCGAGCUAGUACAGAACUAUUUGUGCAUAAGAGAAACAAAAAACAGAAUGUAAUAUAACCAAAAAGUAGAUAGUUGUAGCUGGACUGCUAGCAGAUAGGAAAAAAAUGGAGCAACUUGGAUUUAAAGAAGAUAUAGAAUACACAACUUUGGAUUCAGUUUAUAUUAAGAAAAAAUCUCCUAAGCUUGUUUCUUUCUUAAGAGGUGAAAUUCCUUAAGAACUAAAAGGUUAAUAAGAUGACGAAUUCAAUAAAUAAGCUCUUUGCAAUUAUACCUAAUAAGAUGCUGUUGAAUCAAUUGAAAAAUUAAUAAAGGUCCAUAAAUAUGAUGUUAAUUAUAUUCCACCAAACUUAGGAAAAGCUCCAAUACAUAUUGCUGCUGAAGCUGGACAUUUAGAUUCAUUAGAUUGUUUAAUUAGGAAUUAUGCAGAUUUAAAUUUAGUUGAUAAUAAUAAUAAAAAACCUUAUCAAUUAGCUCAAAAUCCAAAAGUAAAAGAAAGACUGAUAAAUGAGUAUAAAUGCAUAACUAAAGAAAAAACUAUUAUUCAGAAAUUCAAUAACUUUAAUUCAUUUAUAGACUAAAUAGUAAAGAAGGAAAUCCAAGAUUCAUAUUAUGAUGCUGAUUUAAUAAACACUGGUUAAACAAAUAAAAAAGAUCUAGUAGCUAAAAUAUCCUCAAAGGUAGAAGGAAUAUUUGAAAAAAUUAGCAAUUAAGUUAAUAAGUAACAGAGAAAUAUUGUAAAAAAAUGCAAAGAAAUGAUUUCAGAUAUUUAUAAAUUUGGAGAAAAUCCAAAGGAGCUUCAAUAAAUGCGUCAUAAAAUCUAAAAAGAAGUCAAAUUUGAUUAUUGUGGAGAAAUUAAAAAUAUCAAAUAGAAAAAAAUUCAAACUGUUGAAGAUUAUAAAAAGUAUCUUGAGUAAUUUGAACAUAGACUAACACAACUCUAUUCGUAAAAUAUAGAGAAAAAAAGCAUUUUGAUGGAUUUGUUUGUUAAAAAUUAUAAAUAACUUAGAAACAAAACUAAUAUGUUAAUUAAAUAUCCUGCCAUCGUAUUUGAGAGUAGUUAAUCAAGUGAUCUAUAUGAAUAAGCAAGUUAACAUAACUUUGAAAAACAUAUAUUGAUUAAAGUUGAAACAUUCGAAUAAUUGAUAAAGGAUAUACAAUGCAAACACAAUUAGAAUUUUACACUAUUGAUAAAUACAGAUCUAAACUAGUAACAGAUUAAUAUCUUAGAUUAGAUGGAUAAGUAGAAUAAAUAAAAUUUAUCUAAGUUAAAAAAAAUAAUUUUAGUUGGAAGAAAUCUUGGAAAUAUUUAAGUUCCAUAGAAAUUGUAAUAAAAAUUAAUGAGUUUUAGUAAAACCUCUAAGGUCAUUAAUCAUUUAUUUUAUGAUGACAAAAAUUUGAAAAUUUAAGGAAUGAUACCAUCUGAAAUGUUAUUUUUAUUUAUUAACAAUCCAAGAAACUAAGAUAUAGUACUAAGAAACACUCCAAUUAGCAAAAAUGAAAUAUAGUUUUUUAAAAUAUACGAAGAAUUCUAAUAAUAUAAUCAAAAAACUUCAGAAGAUAUUAAUAACUAUAUGUCCCUCCGUAAAAAUAAUUAUGCUAUAAAUCGUUAUAAAGCUAAUAUUUCUAAAUGGAUAUAAAGGAUAAGUAUAAUUGAUAAAAAAAGGUAUGAAGGUUGGCACAUAUAUGAAUAAGAAAAACUUGGCUUAAUAUAUUCUUAUACUGAAGGACCAUUUUGCCAUUUUUUAAAUAGUGGAACUUAUUUUGGUAAUGAAGUAAUAUUUUAAUAUCUUUCAAGAUAAAUUAUACUUCUAAAUUACUCCAUUUAAAAUUAUUAUGAUGGAAAACCUUAGGAUUAAUAAGAUGAUCUUAUUUUUUACAGAUCAGUAGGAAUGAAUGAUUAAUUAGAGAGUGAAUAGACAUACAAUUAAUAUAAUGAAAAUUAGAUUUUUUAUUUUCCUGCAUUUACAUCAUCUUCUUCUGAUAUUAGCUUUUGUGAGGGAUGGGUGGCAAAUAAAAAUUUCUAUCUUUUAUUUAAGAUUUAUGUAAAAAAAUAGUAUAAUAUUCCUUACUAUCAAAGACCUAAAUAUUUGGAAAUAAUUAGUAAAUGUAAAGGAUAGGAAGAAUUCUUAUUUCCUUUCUUUUCUAAAUUCUAAUGUAUUAGUAAACAAAUAAAAAAAAAUCAAAACAAAGUUGCUUAUGAAAUAACUAUUGAAUAAAUCCCAAAAUGA
Tetrahymena thermophila SB210 is the source of this 2712-nucleotide messenger RNA. Its product is annotated as ankyrin repeat protein. The record is from RefSeq and is a predicted model, not a curated record. Lineage: Eukaryota; Ciliophora; Oligohymenophorea; Hymenostomatida; Tetrahymenidae. The transcript has a single exon. Gene Ontology annotation, molecular function: protein binding.